UGGUCUCCUUUGCAUUACACACCACAACACUAAUCAAUCUCUCUCUCUCUCUUUCUCUCUCUCUCUCUCUCCCUUAAAGACACACCACACGAGUGUCAAGAAAAUGGGAAGAGCUCCAUGUUGCGCAAAGGUUGGUUUACACAGAGGAGCAUGGUCCGAUGAAGAAGAUAAACUCCUCACCAACUACAUUCAAACCCACGGUGAAGGUCAAUGGCGUUCCUUGCCUUCCAAAGCUGGAUUACUUAGAUGCGGAAAGAGUUGUAGGUUGAGAUGGAUGAAUUAUCUUCGGCCGGGUAUCAAACGAGGAACCUUCACGGCGGAAGAAGACGACAUCAUCAUCCGACUCCAUUCCAUCCAUGGCAACCGGUGGUCGUUCAUAGCCACGGAGCUUCCGGGUCGAACCGACAAUGAGAUUAAAAACCACUGGAAUUCGCAUCUUAAACGAAAGGUGACCGAGGGCGAGAACGAUCCAGACAACUCGAAAAAGACCAAGAAGAAGAGGAAAACAGAUAAUAAAAAGUCAACGAAGGUCAAAACUGUAGAAAAACCAGUUGAAACUGUUUCUCAUCAAAUGGCUUCAAGUUGCUCAUCGCAAUCAGUGUCGUUGACUUUGAGAAAGAAUGAUAGUUUUGACAAUGGAGUGAUGAGUGGUGCAUCAUCAUGUUGCACAGUUGAUCAAGGUGAAACUGAUAGAUUAGCUACCGACUUCCCUUGGCCCGAUUGGUCGCCAUUGUUUGAGAUCGAUGGUUCAGGAAGCAUGGUUGAUGAUCAGAGUUUACCAUUUGACGGGUGUGAUUUAUUCAACUCGUGUAAUGACGAUAGUGAGAUGCUAGAGAAGUUGUAUUGUGAGUAUCUAAACCUACUUGAAGAUGAUGGUGAAGGAGUGUAAUCAUGUAAUUAUGUUUUGAAUAAAAUCUGUAUGUUUCUUA
Molecule: messenger RNA, 929 nt
Organism: Helianthus annuus (common sunflower)
Lineage: Eukaryota; Viridiplantae; Streptophyta; Magnoliopsida; Asterales; Asteraceae
Product: transcription factor MYB8
Exons: 2
Coding region: 104-889 (261 amino acids)
Source: RefSeq, a predicted model, not a curated record